CUUGUGACAGUGGUUGUGUACAGGUUUGCAGUGAGUGUUCUAUUGCAUUUUGUAGCACUUUGAUAAAUCUGGUUUGCACUCAUGGCCAAGCCCUACAAUGACCUUUAAGCAGAAGAACAAGACCGAUCUCUAAAGAUGACGUCUGGAGACCGCCCAUAUCUCAGAAGUGCUAUUGGCAAAUCACUGUAUGAGAAAAUCAAGAGUGACGAACAGUUGAAACUGAUGGAUAAGUCCCAGUGGUACGCAGUGGACCUGAGCCAGGUGGACCCGAGCCACGCCGAGCUCUUCCUGCCGCUCGGCGUCGACGACGAGACGGAGGCGUUCCUGGAGCGGUGUCACGAGAAGUCCGACUGGAUCUUCAGCCAGCUCUGGCACAGCGUCGUCAAGGCCGUGCUCACCGUCUUCAUGACGCACACCUCCGUCAACGGGCUGCUGCGGCGCGGCUCCAUGUUCGUGUUCUCGCGGCGCCAGUUCGUGCGCCUGCUGGGCGUGACGGGCCGGUGGCGCGCCGACCGGCUGCUGGACCUCGGCUCCGGAGACGGGAGCGUGACGCAGAUCAUGGCCGAACACUGCGACCGCGUCAGCGUCACCGAGAUCUCCUCCAUCAUGCGCAGCAUCCUGCACGGCAAGGGAUUCGCGGUGCUGGACGUGGACACGUGGCACGAGUCGCCGGUGCGGUACGACUUGAUCACGUGCCUGAACGUGCUGGACCGGUGUGACCGGCCGCUGACGCUGCUGCAGCAGAUGAGGGCGGCGCUGAAGCCCGGAGGUCUGCUGGUGGUGGCGCUGGUGCUGCCGCUGGCGCCCUACGUGGAACAAGGCGUUAACGCCAACCACAAGCCGGUGGAGACGAUGGACCCAGGUGGCAGCACUUUCGCCCGCCAGGUGUCCGGCGUCAUCAACAACGUCUUCACCCCGGCCGGCCUGCGGGUGGAACGAUGGUCGCGACUGCCGUACCUCUGCGAGGGAGAUCUGGAGCAGGCCUUCUACUGGCUCAGUGAUGCCGUGUUCGUGCUGCGACCGGAGUCAGAGGUCACGGAAACGCGGCCGGAGGUCACGGAGCCGCGGCCGGAGGUCACGGAGCCGCGGCCGGAGGUCAAGGAGCCGCGGCCGGAGGUCACGGAGCCGCGGCCGGAGGUCACGGAGCCGCGGCCGGAGGUCAAGGAGCCGCGGCCGGAGGUCACGGAGCCGCGGCCGGAGGUCACGGUCGGCUCCUGUCCAGCGGGACUGGACGUCCCCGGACUGGCGGGUCCCAGGCGUCAUCCGGGAGAUGCCAGCCUCUGGGGUCAGUAGGCCAGGAGUGCCGUGGAAGGGACGAUCUCGCGCCAGAAGUGGCCUGCGGCGAAGUGGCCUGCGCACUUCGCGGUAUUUGUACAUGACGGGGUCCUGACUGGAGCCAUACCACAAAUAGCAAUAAUGGGGCGUGUCGAAGUGCGUCAGUCGAGAAGGCUGCUCACACCAGACUGGUAUCUGCUUGCUGUGUGACCCUUCAUUCUACGUCCAGUGUGACACUUUUGAAGAAUCCAAACAUGAGAGAACAUCCAUGUCCUCGCCGCUUUCAUCCCAACUGCGCACGGUAUAACGCGUAUGUUGUGUCUGAUUGACUUCUGCGUGAAACAACAGGCUGGAAAUAGCGUAAAGGGAUGCUGUAGGAGACAUCAGGCUGGAAAUAGUGUAAAGGGAUGCUGUAGGAGACAUCAGGCUGGAAAUAAAGCAAAGGGAUGCUUUAGGGGACAUCAGGCUAGAAAUAAAGGGAUGCUUUAGGAUAUAUCAGGCUGGAAAUAAUGCAAAGGGACGCUUUAGGAGACAUCAGGCUGGAGACAAAGGGAUGCUUUAGGAGACAUCGAAGGGGGUUUAGGCGGCAUCACGGAUGUGAAAAUUGUUGGGAAUAUCGUCCUCGCCUGGUGCGUUAGUAUGAUACAAGGUGUACACACUCGCACACCACACGAGGGUGGUGGAUGUAGCAGUUAUUCCACCCGUGAAAUCGCUAAGCACUUAGCCGUCGUUGGCUGAGGGGUGGAUGCCGCCCCAGGGGCAGUUUUCAGACCACGAGAACGAUCAGCGGUAGCGGCGUGAAAUCUGCACAGCUGGUUGUACGUUCAUUCCGUAUGUGUUGAAAAACACGAUACCACUUUAUGUCACAUUGCCGAACUAUGACGUUGCUAACGGCCGGGAGGUCGAUUUUUACGAUGAAUUGUGCUUUUUGCCGUCCAUGAACAGAAAAUGAGAGCUCUGGUCAUGAAAUCGUCACAUGGGGAUAGUUUAGGUCACACCGGUCCUUUAUAGAAGUUAUUUACGUUUUCUAGGUUCAUCACGGUCAAAGAUCUAUGAUCACAUCAUUUGAUGUUAAAUCGAUGUGACGUCAUGUUGCACUGAAUCGGAUCGAGAACGCAGUCUUAUGCCGAUGUAGGUAUGAAAAUGCGGUUCUAGAGCCCAUAAAGCUGCAUGAUGAUGGUGAUGUUGAUUUUGAGUUUUAGGGUACAUCAACGGCAAAUGGUCAUGUCGCGCCCAUCCCAGAAAGCUGAAAUGUUCCAUUUUGUGUGCUGAAAUACCCCUUUUGUGUUCUGAAGCAUGACUAAGACAUGGGUCGGACCUGACCUGAAGGGUCACCGGUCGACAUCAAGCUGCCACUCCGGACUUUGUCGGAUCUCUUGAACACCACGCAGAGGUGUCUGUUAUGCGGCUCUGGCUCCACUUGAGGCUA
Molecule: messenger RNA, 2704 nt
Organism: Pollicipes pollicipes
Lineage: Eukaryota; Metazoa; Arthropoda; Thecostraca; Pollicipedomorpha; Pollicipedidae
Product: methyltransferase-like protein 9
Exons: 7
Coding region: 136-1293 (385 amino acids)
Molecular function (GO): protein-L-histidine N-pros-methyltransferase activity
Source: RefSeq, a predicted model, not a curated record